This is a messenger RNA of Somion occarium, 2055 nucleotides long. The record is from the annotation of a GenBank genome assembly. NCBI's taxonomy places the organism in Eukaryota, Fungi, Basidiomycota, Agaricomycetes, Polyporales, Cerrenaceae.
AGGAGUAUGACAAUUGGUCAGAGGCAAGAACGGUAUGUUUCUGGAGUGAGUGGUAUCGAUCAUUUCUGAUUCCCAGGACUCGUGUUGAGUUCGGAGUAGAAAGUGCGGUAAAUUCCGCAACGCAUGCAGCCACUCCAGAGACGGUGGGGAUCAUGAUGAGACAUCGAUACUGACGAUUCUCUCCUCUCCCAUCUCAGAGUACGCCGACGAGGUGACGAGAUGAGACGGAACAAUAUGUUGAUCCAACUGCCUCCUAUUCGCGACCAUUUUGGCGAUCUCUUACAUCCGAUCAGUAUUAGUGACAUUCACUCAGGUAGCCGUCAACACUGCUAUGCCCCUGUGAAGCUUACUUUCGAGAGGGGUCUAAAGCGAUUGCAUGAUUUGUCUGAUCCCUGCGAACCUCAGACUCUACCGCCUCUCAAACGCACCCGCAAGUCCGACUUUCGUCAUGUGGAUCAGCCCAGUUCCUAUCGCCGCAUCGAACUACCCGCUGAUAUCUAUCAUCUUAUCAUUGAGAACUACUGGGACCAGGAAAAUAUCUGUUGUACAAGUCGGAAGACAGUGUGCGCCCUUGCGUUGACUUGCCGGGAGUGGAGAGCUGUAGCCCGCCGUCACAUCUUCCGAUCGAUAGUCUUGCGCAACGAGGAGGAGCUUAACAAGCUUGUUUCCAUCAUUCGUCGCGAGAAGGACAUUUCCGGAUACAUUUGGAAGGUUCGCCUCUACGGAAGUUUGCCUGCGUCGAAUGAUUCCGGGCAAGACUUUCCACUGAAAUUGGCAACGCAGGAUAGUUGGAUAUACCAAUUUCCUUCUGUAUUCGGCAGUUCUUUGCCCAGCAUCAGGAUUCUUGAGCUGUUCAAUUUCGCACAUCUUAGUCCGCUGCAAGGCGAUUGCCAAAUUUUUGCGGGUUGGGUAUGCGGGUUAGCAACGCUUCAGUCGGUUGAAGUGUUGAAUCUGAAAUAUUGCGAAAUGGGACCAAACUGCCUAACAGCGCUUGUUCGCGCAUUCUCGCGGUUGAAAAGCGUUGGCCUCCGUGAAGUAGACUUCACUACUCCCGAAGAAGUGACAUUGCUGGACGUGUCCACACCUACUUCAAACAGACCCAUCUUCGUCUGCCGCACCAUUGCCUCCAGAUUCGGACUUCCUGCAGUUAUCGACAUCCUCGACCGCAGGGAAUCAUUGGUCAAAUACAAGCUUUUCAAUCCUUGUCCCCCGCUACAGUCGCUGUACAUAGACAACGCCUAUGCCAUGUAUAAGCCAUCCAAUCUCGGCGACUUCGUGUACUGGUUCGAUCCUAAAGCUGUAUCAAGGAGCCUCAUAUCGUUGAGUAUUGGCACUGGCGUUGACAUGAAGUCUGUUGCACGUUUCCUCACAAGCCUGGGAUCCUGUCCGUCAUUGAGGAAUGUGAAUAUGUACGUGAGUUGUAACGCCGAUUCUCUCAUGCGUUAUGGCGUCGACAUGUCAAACCUGGUCAACCUCAAAACUCUCCGUUUACGGUGUGGAAUGCUUGACAUCGCCCAAACCCAUGCCACUCACUAUCUCCUUUCUUCGUUACCAUCGCGUUGCCUAAAACGGUUGAUCAUCGUCAUUCAAUUCGAUUCUUACUACAAAGAGGUCGAAUUGCUAGACGAGUACCUUAACAGUGAGAAGUUUGAAACGGUUGAAGAGUUCUGUGUGGAGUUCUUGGAGGAUGACCAACAAGUAUCCAAGGAGGUGAUUCGGAAGGAGAUAUUCGAGAUGUUCCCCCGCAUGAUGGAACGAGGCCUCUUGGCAGUUGACGAAUAUCGGUGGCCAUACUUGUGCUACUAACUACUCCACACAGAGAUGACUGUGUAACUUAUCCCACCUUUGAACUUGAAAUACUGAAAUUCUACGUACGCUGAACCAUAUGCUACAUCAUUGGAUUAUAUAUAAAGACUUGGAAGAGACCAUGCUACAAUAGUUUAAAUCGAGUUAGAAGGAAAUGACAUCGAGCAAUCCCAGCGAUAGUUAUGAAGUCGGUUGGGCUCGCCCAACUAUCAAUUGAAUGAAGCAUAUUGUGGCAACAUCUUUUCGCCG